This is a messenger RNA of Culex quinquefasciatus (southern house mosquito), 676 nucleotides long. RefSeq lists its product as uncharacterized. Bases 49 to 603 code for a protein of 184 amino acids. The record is from RefSeq and is a predicted model, not a curated record. The transcript is spliced from 2 exons. Lineage: Eukaryota; Metazoa; Arthropoda; Insecta; Diptera; Culicidae.
UCGUUCGGUUCGGGUGUUUUAAAUUUCCGUUCCUCAAAUUCGCCAAAAAUGUCCCGAUUUUUUCGUUCCUGCUGCUUUUGGAAAGUUUCUGCGCCCACAUUGGGCCAUUACAGUCGGAAUCUCGCUUUUGCCGAACCGGAACUAAAACCCGGGAGUUUAGGAGGAGCCAAGCAGGGUGUGACCGGAAGCAGCUUCUUGCAGCGAAUCUUCCACCGGCCAUCCAAGGAGGAGGAGAUUCUCCUGCUCGAGAGGCGCUACCUCAAAAGAUACCUUCGCCACUACAAGCUGUACCUGGACCACAUGACACUUCCGGAGAUGCGGUUGGCCAAACGAUGUGUGGAGGAAUCGACGAGCAGCGAAAGCAGUACAAGUCCAACUUCUAGAGCAAGUCCCAAAGCGCAACCCGGCAAACACGUGCCCUUGCACCGAACCGCCGGGUACGUUCCGGUGCCGUUGCUGUCCGAGUCGUCGAACGAUUCCGUGGAGGAGUCGUCGACGCGUCAGUCUCUGCCAGCAGAAGAUGAGGUAUUUGAGUUUGGUCCGUUUCUGCUAGGCGGCGAUAAUGGUCCGACGUACGUGGCCUUUGAGCAACCGGAACCGUGACAGGGUUGGGUGAUUUGGUAAGCGGGAUGGUUGACAAUUUUUUUUAACUAUUUAUUACUAUUUAUCUUUAAAC